This is a messenger RNA of Erpetoichthys calabaricus (reedfish), 2401 nucleotides long. It is a transcript of the gene lbx2, whose product is annotated as ladybird homeobox 2. NCBI's taxonomy places the organism in Eukaryota, Metazoa, Chordata, Cladistia, Polypteriformes, Polypteridae. The transcript has 2 exons. The coding region runs from base 712 to 1500 and encodes 262 amino acids. Gene Ontology annotation, biological process: regulation of DNA-templated transcription. Gene Ontology annotation, molecular function: DNA binding; DNA-binding transcription factor activity, RNA polymerase II-specific. The record is from RefSeq and is a predicted model, not a curated record.
CGUGCCUUAAUACCUCAUUUCCCUCUAUCCACACCGGAGCCAUUCACUUUAAAAGUUUACUAAUAGCAACGAAGGCAACACUGCUCUUGGUCACGUGUGACGUCACGCUGAAGAAGGUCUCCACAUGUCCAUUAAAAGCACGUGGUUUUCUUAAUGGCAGAGAAGACUUUGGAGAUGCCUUAGCCCCGCACGCGAGCUCACUAAAGUUCGCUAGCACUCGAAAACUCCUCCCAUUCCUGCGCCCAAUUAAUUAAUGUGGCCUGGCCCUUUAAGACUCUCAGCACUGGGUCAGUAGGUGGUGUAGCGUUUCUCUAAUUGAUCUUCGCCCAAUCAACAAUAACUCGUUAGCAAUCGCUUACUUUACUUCUUUCUUAAGAUCUGUUUUUUCUGUCCCCUGUAGCAAAUCAGCCCUUGGACAGGACCGUUAUAUCUUCAAAAGAUCUUCAUGGAUAGUGCCUGUAAAGAACGUUUCUGUUCUUAAGAGGAAUACAAUUGUGGCGUUUUGCAUCGCUUCGGCACCAGCUGAAACAUGAUUUUCGGGGAAAAUAGUUAGAAGACUGGCACUGAAGCUUCGAGCGCGACAACAGUGGACAAAACAUUAAACAGAAAUCGGCGAUCGGACAGCUUCAGUGGCAAAAAGUCUGCCUACUAGCGUAAGGACGUUUAAACAAUAACAAAAUAAAAACAUUGUGCAUAUUUCCUGGAACUGCGAUGACCUCCACUAAAGACAUGAAGUCAGGAUCUCUAUUGCAAUCUAAUAACGAAGAGAGGAGAAGGGGUCCUUUGGAUCAGCUUCCACCACCAGCUAACUCCAACAAGCCACUGACGCCCUUUAGCAUUGAGGAUAUUUUAAAUAAACCCUCGAUCAAGAAGUCCUCGUCCAGUCACUGUCCGCCGAGGGUCCUGGAAAAAGUCAGUGGCUCCGGGGCUCCGAGAAACGGCGUGACAACACCGUCCUCUCCGCUUUGCGCCCUGGAGGAACUGGCCAGCAAAACUUUUAAAGGACUCGAAGUGAGCGUCAUCCAAGCCGCCGAAGGUCGGGAACAUCCAAAUGCCUUCGGCCAACGACAGGCCUCAAAAAAAAGGAGAAAGUCCCGUACAGCUUUCACAAAUCAUCAGAUUUAUGAGCUGGAAAAGAGGUUUUUAUACCAAAAGUACUUGUCACCUGCAGACAGAGACCAGAUAGCCCAACAACUGGGGCUCACCAAUGCCCAGGUAAUCACCUGGUUUCAGAACAGGAGAGCCAAACUUAAGAGGGACUUAGAGGAAAUGAAGGCAGAUGUGGAGUCCUUGAAGAAGAUCCCAGCCCAUGCACUGGAGAAGCUGGUAUCCAUGGGGGACCUGGACGAGGCAAAGCAGACUCGAAGGGCUAUCUCCCCAAGUAUUUCUCCCUCAUCACAGGGACUUGGAGUCUUUCCACAGUCUCCUCAGUCUUCAUCCAGAGACCAAACCACAGAUGAGUUCUCAGAAGAGGACGAAGAAAUAGAAGUUGAUGAUUAAAACUUUUUUUUGGUUGGGGGCGGGGUGGGGGAUUAUGUGUAGAAUGGGAUGGCAAAAUUCAAAAUGCAGACUCUAAACCUUUGCUUGCUUUAUUUUCUAUUUUGGGGGAACAAGCUCCACCGAUUUAAAUAGUGGAAUCUUAUUUAUUUAAAAGGACUAUUAUGUACAGCAUAUUAAAAAGGAAACAAAUGGUUUAGAUGUGCUUAAAAAUGAAAAAAAAAAAAAGAAAAGAAUGAAGAACAUCAUUUUAAUGUGUUUGAAAAUGAAACCAAAAUUAUCCAUGGAAUACAAAUCAAAUGAAUUUUGUCCAAAACAAUAAAAGAAAUAGUUCACAGGGACACACAGAACAAAUGAAAGCAGCAGCCAUGUAUGUGUACAUAUAUCAUGCAUUUUAUUCAUUGAGUAUUUUCAGAAAACGUCGUGCAAUCAAGAAAUAUAUAUGUAUAUAUAUAUAUAUAUGAUUUUAAUUCCAAUUUUGGGGUGUACAUGAAGCCAUAAACUCUAACGUAGCUGCUACAAAUUCCUGCAAACCCAUAAAAUUGCAGGGGGACAUAAUUUAAUUUUUCCUUCUUUUUUAAUUUUUAAAAUAUUUUUUUAUUGUUAUGGUCAGGAAGGGAUAAAACUCUAAAUAGCUUGUCAAUGUAAGAGAAUUCUGAAAUGUGUGUUUACAGACAAACAAAUGGCCUGGUGUUUAUAUCGGUAUUUCUUUGGCAUAAAUGUUUACUUGAUUUAUGUUUCUCUUCAGAAUGGACUACCAAUGCAAGCAGUUCGUUAUUAUCAGUGAAAACAAACAAACAAACAAAAAACUGUAAGCCAACAAAUUAUCUCCAAAAUGAUGGCUCACAUCAUUUCUGUAUAUAUUUUGAAUAAAAAUUAAGAGACGAAUUACUUACUAUACGUA